CUGGACCUGUCAUUAAACAUCCUCUUCAUUCGCAUGGUGAAAGGCCGCCUUGUAGACUACGGUUUGAAGAAAUACGACAGGGUCAUGCGCUUCAGCCAGCGUAUCAUCAUUGUUUCUAUCGGGAUGGAUAUUCUUCUCAUAAGCAUGACGACUCUCAAGAAUCCCUUCGUUUAUACUCAGUUUCAUCCUGUCACGUACAUCGUCAAACUCCAGAUCGAGAUGACCAUGUCGCGUCUUCUCAUCAAGGUGGCUCAUUCCACCGGUAUCAAUGUCUACAACGAAAGGAAAGGCGCCUACACGUCGGAUAACGUCACCGUCAGUGGCCAAACCCAGAAGACGUCGGGUGCUGUGUGCGUGCUUUCCUACGCAGGAUGA
Desarmillaria tabescens is the source of this 375-nucleotide messenger RNA. RefSeq lists its product as uncharacterized. The transcript has 3 exons. The annotation marks the transcript as partial. The record is from RefSeq and is a predicted model, not a curated record. Lineage: Eukaryota; Fungi; Basidiomycota; Agaricomycetes; Agaricales; Physalacriaceae.